This is a messenger RNA of Phycodurus eques (leafy seadragon), 1262 nucleotides long. Its product is annotated as ras-related protein Rab-1A-like. The record is from RefSeq and is a predicted model, not a curated record. NCBI's taxonomy places the organism in Eukaryota, Metazoa, Chordata, Actinopteri, Syngnathiformes, Syngnathidae. Gene Ontology annotation, molecular function: GTPase activity; GTP binding. The transcript is spliced from 6 exons. Bases 148 to 759 code for a protein of 203 amino acids.
GAUUCGAUUACGCCGUCCUGGCUGCGACGACCGCUUUCGCCACUUCUCUUUUUUUCCCUACCCCAAAAACCUUCGUGUUCGUUCAAUUUCACGGUUAACCUGCCACCAAAGUCAACCGCGACGAGCGUCCCCGAGCCGUAGUCAAAGAUGAAUCCCGAAUAUGAUUAUUUAUUCAAACUGCUACUGAUUGGAGAUUCUGGCGUUGGAAAGUCUUGCCUGCUGCUUCGCUUUGCAGACGACACGUACACCGAGAGCUACAUCAGCACCAUCGGUGUCGACUUCAAGAUCAGGACCAUCGAGCUGGACGGGAAGACCAUCAAACUGCAGAUUUGGGACACGGCCGGCCAGGAGCGCUUCCGCACCAUCACGUCCAGCUACUACAGAGGAGCGCACGGCAUAAUCGUCGUUUACGAUGUCACCGAUCAGGAGUCGUUCAACAACGUGAAGCAGUGGCUUCAGGAAAUCGACCGCUACGCCAGCGAAAACGUCAACAAGCUGCUGGUCGGCAACAAAUGCGACCUGACCACCAAGAAAGUGGUGGACUACACCACGGCCAAGGAGUUUGCGGACGGCUUGGGCAUCCCGUUCCUGGAGACGAGCGCCAAGAGCGCCACCAACGUGGAGCAGGCCUUCAUGACCAUGGCGGCCGAGAUCAAGAAGCGGAUGGGCCCUGGCGCCGCUGCAAACGCCGGGAACGCCGACAAGUCCGUCAAAAUCCAGAGCAAGCCUGUCAACACCUCGUCCGGAGGCUGCUGCUGAUGCCACGGACACCGGUGAGUGAGCGGUCCAUUAGCCGGCCGGCCGGGGACACGCACGUGUGCAGCGGUGACGGCGCAACGACGGUGGGAGGAGCAGGAGCAUUGAGACGGUGUGUGCAGCUACAAAACCACCGCCACCACAAGAUUUACAACUUUUACCCCGAGUCAGCAAUAGUGCGGAAGCUAGCAGGCCUUCGUUUUCUUCACACUUUGUCGUGUCCACUUUUUAAUUGACACUUUUUUUUUUUUCUUUCCUUUUUUCCAUUCACUUUGUCCGCAUUUCACAAUGCAGCACACGCUUAGCACGCACACGCGUGAUCUGAUCUCGUGCCUUCUGGCUGCUCUUAGCGGAGGCUGACUCGCACCCCCCCAGUGUAAAUAAGUGCUAGCAUGUUGCUAACCAGCUAGCGUGUGCUCCAUUGUGGCCCAGCCAUCUGUAAAGUGUAUAUAUUUAUACAUGACACCAAGUCCAUUAAACCAUGAAGGAGAUGUUUGAUACCACGC